Molecule: messenger RNA, 6446 nt
Organism: Pipistrellus kuhlii (Kuhl's pipistrelle)
Lineage: Eukaryota; Metazoa; Chordata; Mammalia; Chiroptera; Vespertilionidae
Gene: FGD5
Product: FYVE, RhoGEF and PH domain containing 5
Exons: 21
Coding region: 219-4784 (1521 amino acids)
Cellular component (GO): cytoplasm
Molecular function (GO): metal ion binding; guanyl-nucleotide exchange factor activity
Source: RefSeq, a predicted model, not a curated record
CACCUCUUGCCUGGAUUAUUGCAAGAACUUCUUCAUGGGUCUCCCUGCGUCCAUCCUCACCACUUCCAUUUAGUUCAGUAUAUUAGCAAGAGUGAGCGUGUCCUUCUUCUCAAGGCCCUGCAUAAUCCACACCCUCCUUCCCAGGCCCCUCUGACCUCAUCUCCUGCUUCUCUCUUUCUCUUGCUCACUCUCCUCCAGUGACUCUGGCCUUUUUGAGCAUGUCCGAUUCACCAAAACCACCAGUUGCUCCCAAGCCAAAGAAUGCCGGUCCCCUCACACCAGUGACUGCACCCAAAUUCCCUUCGUCAUCCAGGCCGGACAGUCUUCACAGUCCCAACUCCAUGUCGAGGGGGCCGAAACCCCCCAUCGCCCCUAAGCCAAGGCUGGACACCCCCAAUGAGUGGAGGGCCAGCGUGUACAUGAUCAACAGCUUGAACAAAUGCAGCAACGGGAAGCUGCUCUGUGUAGACAGGGGACUCUACGAAGAGCCGCAGUCCAACCUGGAGUGCUCCGAGGCCGAGGCUGAUGAAGAUUACAUCGUCGUCCCCAGGGCUCCACCCAGCGAGGACGAACCCAGGGAUGGGGACUCUGUGGAGAACGCAGUCAUGGUGCCUCCGGAUGCCACCGGGGAAGAGGAACCCCAGGAGGAAGGCGAGGAGGAGGAGGAGGAGGAGGAGGAGGAGGAGGAGGAGGGGGCAGGAGCUGCUGAAGAAGUGGCUGGAGAGGCUGAUGACGGCGUAGCCCCCGUUCCUGAGAAGGUGGGGGCUGAGGACAGUGCCCAGGACCCAGGGGAGGAGGAGGAGCGGAAGCUCUCAAGUGAGGAGGAAGAGAAGCUGGUGGAGGAACACAGCAUGUACAACCUGGAGGAUCGGGGCCCUUGGGAUGGAGAGGCAGUCUUUUCGAGCGAUAUCAUUCUAACUCAGGUUGAUUUAGAGGACCCGGAAUCGCCUGGCAGGGAGCCUGGGUCUCCUGGGACACCCAGGGAGGCAGAGGAGGAGGGUGAGGAAGGCUGCGCCGAGACAGAGCCAGGGCUGGCAGAGGAGUAUGGGGAACCUGACAGGCCCACUGAGGAGGGUGCUGAAGAUACCAGUGAGGAGGCCCUGGAGGACGAGGGAUUGGCCUCGGGCACCCAGGAGGCAGAGAUCGUCACCGACAACCCUGACGUCUCCGAGGAGGAGCGUGAAGAUGCCACACGCGGGGGCAGCCGGGAUGACCAGGAUGAGCCCCCUGACCAAGGUGGGAAAACUGACCGCGAGGAAGUGGCAGCCGUCACCCAAGAGGCGAGGGGAGACGUUCCGGAGAGCGAGGACCCCGUGCAGGACGAGUCCGCGGAGGAGAGCUGCCAGAUCAUUCCUUUCGAGAACGACUGCAUGGGCGACUUUGUGGCUUCACUCUCGGGAAGUCCCUACGAGUUCUUCCCUACAGAGAGCACCUCCUUCUGUAGUGAGAGCUACUCCUCUUUUCCCGAGUCAGCAAAAGGCUCCGAGUCAGAGCAGGAAUCCAAGUCAGGGGAAUGUGCAGGCCAGGACACCGUGGCCGGAACUUUGUGUGGCCAGCACGGCUCCCUGCAGGACGGCCCUGGGGAGGGCCUCUCCGCCCCCGACGUACUGGUCUUGCCGGUGGACGAGGACACCACCGACGACGCACUCGCCAGCCCCUACGAGCUGGGAGAGGACGUGGCGUGCGGAACCGACCCCGGAGAGGGAGAACAGCCCGAGACACAGGCCGCCUCCGAUGGCCUCGGGGGUUACGGCUCCAAAGAAGAAGAGAACUCCGACGCGGAGGGCGGCCUGGUCCCCACAGACAGAAAGAACAUCCUCGCAAGGGCCAGGCCCCACUCCGGGAAAGUGCCCGGCUACGUCCCAGAAACCGUCCCCGAAGAAGCCGGACCGGAAGCUGUCUCGCCGUCGGCCACUGGCGUCGGAGGUGCCACCGAGGAGGCAAGAAAGAUGGUCCUGUCGCUGGAGGGGAAGCCGCCGCUGGAAGCCAGCAGGGCCUUGCCAGCGAAGCCCAGAGCCUUCACUCUGUACCCUCGUUCGUUCUCCGUGGAAGGCCGAGAGAUCCCGGUCUCCGUGUACCGGGAGCCGGAGGCAUCCGGCUUAGACGACCUUCGAAUCAAGAGGAAAGAGGACAACCUCUCCCUGCCCUGCGUGAUCGGCUCCUCGGGGAGCUUCUCCCAGAGGAACCGCCUUCCGUCCAGCGGCACGUCAACGCCGUCUUCCGUGGUGGACAUCCCGCCGCCGUUCGACCUGGCCUGCAUCACCAAGAAGCCCAUCACCAAGAGCUCCCCCUCCCUCCUGAUCGAGAGCGAGCCCCCCGACAAGCACGGCAAGAAGAAGAAGUCGUCCUUCAAGCGGUUCCUGGCGCUGACGUUUAAGAAGAAGACCGAGAACAAAGCGCACCACGUGGAGGUCAACGUGUCCUCCUCCAGGUCGUCCUCGGAGUCCAGCUACCACGGGCCGUCCCGGCUCCUGGAGAUGGACCGCAGGAGCCUCAGCAACUCCCCUCAGCUCAAGACCCGGACCGGCAAGCUCAGGGCGUCCGAGUCGCCCUCCUCCCUCAUCUUCUACCGGGACGGCAAGAGGAAGGGCAUCCCCUUCAGCAGGACCGUGUCCCGCGUGGAGUCCUUCGAAGACCGCUCCCGGCCCCCCUUCCUGCCCCUGCCCCUGACCAAGCCCCGGUCCAUCUCGUUUCCCAACGCCGACACUUCCGACUACGAGAACAUCCCGGCCGUGAACUCGGACUACGAGAACAUCCAGAUCCCGCCCCGGAGGCCUGCGAGGGCGGGGACGUUCACAAAGCUGUUUGAGGACCAGAGCCGAGCCCUGUCGACGGCGAACGAAAACGACGGCUACGUGGACAUGAGCAGCUUCAACGCCUUCGAGAGCAGGCAGCAGAGCGCGGAGCAGGAGGCAGAGAGUGCCUACACAGAACCCUACAAGGUCUGUCCCAUCUCAGCCGCAGCCCCCAAGGAGGACCUCACGUCGGAUGAAGAGCAGGGAAGCUCAGAGGAGGAGGACAGUGCUCCAAGAGACCCCAGCCUCACCAACAAGGUGGAAGGACAGUCCAGAGCCCAAGUCAUCGCACAGGAACUGCUGUCUUCAGAAAAAGCAUACGUGGAGAUGCUCCAGCACUUACAUCUGGAUUUCCACGGAGCUGUUGUGAGGGCCUUGGAUGAAAUGGACCAAGAGGGCAAGGACACAUUGGCCAGGGAGGAGCUGAGGCGUGGCCUGAGCGAACUCCCAGCCAUCCUCAACCUUCAUCAGGGGAUCCUGGAGGAGCUGGGAGAGAGGCUGCUGCACUGGGAGGGCCAACAGAAGGUGGCCGAUGUCUUCCUGGCCCGGGAACAGGAGUUUGACCACCACGCCGCUCACAUCCUGCAGUUUGACAGGUAUCUAAGUCUGCUCGCUGAGAACUGCCUCCAUUCUCCCCGGCUGGCAGCUGCUGUCCGUGAAUUUGAGCAGAGUCAGCAAGGAGGCGGCCAGAACGUGAAACACAGGCUGCUGCGGGUGGUUCAGCGCCUCUUCCAGUACCAAGUGCUCCUCACAGACUAUUUAAAUAACCUUUCCCCGGACUCAGCUGAGUAUGAUAACACACAGGGCGCGCUGACCCUCAUCUCCAAAGUCACAGACCACGCCAACGAGAGCAUGGAGCAAGGGGAAAACCUGCAGAAGCUUGUCCACAUCGAGCACAGCGUUCGUGGCCAAGGGGAUCUCCUCCAGCCAGGAAGGGAGUUUCUGAAGGAAGGGACACUGAUGAAAGUAACAGGGAAAAACAGACGCCCCCGUCACCUGUUCCUGAUGAGCGACAUGCUCCUGUACACGUAUCCCCAGAAGGAUGGGAAGUACCGGCUGAAGAGCACGUUGGCCGUGGCCAGCAUGAAGGUCAGCCGCCCCGUGAUGGAGAAAGUGCCCUACGCCCUGAAGAUUGAGACUCCUGACUCCUGCCUGACUCUGUCUGCAAGCUCCUGUGCAGAGCGGGACGAGUGGCAUGGCUGUCUGAGCAGAGCCCUCCCUGAGGACUACAAGGCCCAGGCUCUGGCUGCCUUCCACCACAGCGUGGAGAUACGAGAGAGGUUGGGGGUCAGCCUGGGGGAGAGGCCCCCCACUCUGGUGCCUGUCACACAUGUCAUGAUGUGCAUGAACUGCGGCUGCGACUUCUCCCUCACCCUGAGGCGUCAUCACUGCCACGCCUGUGGCAAGAUCGUGUGCCGGAACUGUUCGCGAAACAAGUACCCGCUGAAGUACCUCAAGGACCGGAUGGCCAAGGUCUGCGACGGCUGCUAUGGGGAGCUGAAGAAGAGGGGCGGGGACGUCCCGGGCCUGAUGAGAGAGAGGCCCGUGAGCAUGAGCUUCCCUCUGUCCUCCCCCCGCUUCUCGAGCAGUUCCUUCUCGUCCGUCUUCCACAGCAUCCACCCCUCGACCUUCAAGAAGCAGAAGAAAGUCCCUUCGGCCCUGACCGAGGUGGCCGCCUCCGGAGAGGGCUCCGCCAUCAGUGGCUACCUCAGCCGGUGCAAGAAAGGCAAGAGGCACUGGAAGAAGCUCUGGUUUGUCAUCAAAGGCAAAGUGCUCUACACCUACAUGGCCAGUGAGGACACAGUGGCCAUGGAGAGCAUGCCCCUGCUAGGGUUCACCAUUGCCCCAGAAAAGGAGGAGGGCAGCAGCGAAGUAGGACCUGUUUUUCACCUUUACCACAAGAAAACCUUAUUUUAUAGCUUCAAAGCAGAGGAUACCAGUUCAGCUCAGAGGUGGGUCAAGGCCAUGGAAGAUGCUAGUGUGUUAUAGCAGUUACCAAGCAUGUGGACUCAGAAUAAACUCUUAGGUUGAUAUGUGCACCCACCCAGAAGCCAAUCCGUGUCGCCACUCAUCUGCACACACUUUGGAUUCAGCAUGGGGGCCUGGCCUUUUCUACUGGAACCCCCUCACUCAAAACCUUCAGAGGUGGAGCCCUCACGGGAUAUUUAUGGACAGUUCCUCUUCUGUCUUCCCAUGUGCCACCCUGUUCCACCCCAGCAUAAACUGUUUCCUUACCCAAUAGUGAGUAAAAAUUCAGUAACUUGAAGACAUGGAAACCCAUAGAAAAGUACAUUUUAGAAACGCAGGCUUUUUAGUAGAAACAAGCUUUUUCAAUUUUUAUUCCUAGUAAACAUCGUCACCAUUCAUAUUGUUGAUUUCGGUGCCUCAGGUGAAAACAAGAAACAACCAGUAAAUAACAACUACUCUCAUCAAAAGCACUUUAUUGUUUUACUGAGCUACAACCUCCAGUUUCAUGUUUCCAAGUGAUUUACUUACGUAAACAGCAGAUGGAGUUCUGUGGACUGAUUCGCCAUCAGUAACGCAACAAGGGUGUACGGAAAACGGACUUGUGCAAACCCAGCUGUGGCGACACUCGGAGGGAAGCGUUCUCCUUACCGCGGACGGUGCAUGUCGCCGGAUAGGAAGGCGAGGAUUUCCUCCUCCAGCUGAUCCUGUGACCUGUAUCCUGACACAGUGACUUAGCAAAGGACAGAUUCCCUCCUUUCCACAGCAUCCUCAUCACUGCACCAGUGCUGGAAGCUCAGCUGCUGGCAGAUUCGGCCCUUGCCCUGGAGGUCACUGCAAACCCUCCAAAGAGACAGGGUCUGCUUUAAUUUAUUGUGUGCCUUCCUGAAUCUUACCCCACACGAGCUGACAGUGUUGUUUAUGAAAACCUGUAGUUAUUUCAACACGGUAAUCCUUUCUGUAUUACUGAAACCCUGAGAGAGAGAAAAAAGGGAAAAUAAGAUCUGAGCAGCAGGUGAAUGCGUGGUCUUGGCCAGUGGCUCUGGACACAGGGAGGGAGCCCAGAAGUAGUGGCUUGAAGAUACAUAUCCUCUAGGUGCCUGGGCUCAGACCUCCCGCUGAUGGCUGCUGCUCAUUAUGCGGGAAGUAUUUUUACAUAAAGCAAAUUGGGGGGUGGAGGGAUGGGUGGGAUUUCCUGUUAUUCUCAUCAAAAUAAAAAGUGCGUAUCACUUUCUGAUAUCCUAUCCCCAUCCUCCUGCUGCCCAUCCCCUGAAAAAAAAAAAAAAAAAAAAAAAAAAAGGCAUUUGCUGACAAACCUUUUUGUAAAAAGCACCAUCACAAGGAGUUAUUGACAGUAAAUAUUUUCAGGGGAAUUUUUUUUUUUUCUAGUUGACAAUUCUUUUUAAAUGUUUGCAUUAAAUAUUUAAAGGUUGUAACUAAGUGAUUAGACAGGGCUUCUUAUUAAAUUUUCAGAGCCUAAUUCCAGUGCAAUCAUUUUCAUCUUCAGACAUUUGAAUGGGCCUUUUAGACCCUCCGAGUUAAAAAACAAAACAAAAAAACAAAAACCACCACAGCAGGACUUCAGCACAGGCAGUGGAAGCUUCACCAACCUGCUGUGUACCACCACCCAUUGUCAGCUUCUCGUAGAAUCGUAUCUGGAAGUCAUUUGAAGGCCUUUUUUUUUUU